Molecule: messenger RNA, 1059 nt
Organism: Pecten maximus
Lineage: Eukaryota; Metazoa; Mollusca; Bivalvia; Pectinida; Pectinidae
Exons: 2
Coding region: 124-771 (215 amino acids)
Source: RefSeq, a predicted model, not a curated record
AAUAUUCUACUUCCGCAAAUGUUAUGUUCGAUGCAAGGGAAUCUGCUCAUGUCCCAUAUUGAUCAAUGUGCUGGUAAGAUCACAGGGACAUGAAAUUAUUGAGGAGUGGAGUGUAUCGUGAAAAUGAGCACCUGUAAACCUAUAGGCAAGUUAGCGGUUAUACUUAUAGAUGUCCAGCAUGCCUUUGUACUGGGUUCCUGGUCUGAAGGACGAGCUAUAAAUCACAUCGAAGAGUCCUUUGAGAAGUGCAAGAAACUGGUUCAAUCCCUGUCACCUGCUAUUCCUGUGCUGCUUACUCAGUGUCCCUUCAUCAACCCAAAGGAUCGAGCCUUCCACAGCAGUGUGAAGGAACUGUUUGAGGAGAGGAAUUAUCCUGUUGUGAACAAAUAUAAUACUAACAUAUUAGAGGCUGAUGGGGCCGAGUUCUGGGUUAGAAGUAUGCUUGAGAGACAAGUUGAUACAAUUGUCAUUGGAGGGUGUACAACCACCAGCUGUGUACGAGUUUCAUCGAUGGCUUUGUGUCAAAACUUUAAACAUGAUCCAGUCCAGUUUAUUGUAGACUUAAGCUUGUGUGGGGCAAGAGACAGCAAUUAUAUUAAAAGGUGCAAGGCCUGUAUGCAGUUAUACAUGAAUACAGGAGAAACCAGAAACUGUGACCUUUGUGUAAGUUCUUCUGGUUUGACUUCACCUGUGGAUUUGGCAGUGGAAUGUAUGUCAAAUGCUGGAGUCAUUGUAAAGGAACAAUUUGAUUGGUCAUCACACUCUGUCUAAAGCUUUACUCUUAGUUUGAUUACAAGUGAAGUCUAAUAGAACUAUGUAUUCAGAGUUAAAAUUAAUGUGAGAUCUGGCUUUCAUUUGAAUGAAGAAUUUUGUUUCUAAAAGAUUUAUUGAAUUUAAAUUGUGAAUUAGAUAAAUUUAAAUCAAUGUUACAAACUUACAGUUACACUGUUAAUUACUAUGUGAUUACAAAUAAAUGUGGACAUGUAUGGUGCUUAACAAAUAAUUGUAACCAAAUAAAGAAAACCUUUUGGAACUGUUAAUUACAGUAUGCUGCUGAAA